AUGAAUAUCAUCGAAACGCUCUUUGGGCGCACAAUUACACCCGCCGAGCGGCUGCGCCAACACCAACGCGCCCUCGCAAAGGCGCAGCGCGAGCUCGACCGCGAGCGAACAAAGCUCGAGCAGCAGGAGAAGAAGCUCGUCAUGGACAUCAAGAAAAGUGCCAAGGCAGGCCAGCUAAACGCGUGCAAGGUCAUGGCCAAGGACCUUGUCAGGACACGGCGAUACGUGCACAAGUUCUACCAGAUGCGCACACAGCUCCAGGCUGUCGGUCUCCGGAUACAAACACUAAGGAGUAACCAGCAGAUGGCUGAAGCUAUGCGCGGUGCCACCCGUGCAAUGGGAGCGAUGAACCGCGGUCUCAAUCUGCCUCAAAUUCGACGCAUAAUGAACGAGUUUGAGAGGGAGAGCGCUACGAUGGACAUGAAGGAAGAGAUGAUGUCUGACGCAGUGGACGACGUCAUGGACGAAGGCAUCGAAGAUGAAGAGGAGGAGGGCGACAAGAUCCUCAAGCAAGUGCUAGACGAAAUUGGCGUCGAUCUGUCGCAGCAGCUCGCAGAGGCACCCAGUGGUCUUGCUGUAUCCUCUCCUCUUACAGAAGCACGGCAGGCUGUUGCACUCGGCGAAUCAGGGCCAGCACAUCACACCGGUGGAUCAAACAACCAAGGGGGGGAUGAUAGCCCCGGUGGUGGUCUUUCGGACGAAGACGCACUACAAGCUAGACUCGACGCACUGCGGCGAGGUUGA
Molecule: messenger RNA, 744 nt
Organism: Sparassis crispa
Lineage: Eukaryota; Fungi; Basidiomycota; Agaricomycetes; Polyporales; Sparassidaceae
Product: DOA4-independent degradation protein
Exons: 5
Coding region: 1-744 (247 amino acids)
Biological process (GO): endosome transport via multivesicular body sorting pathway; protein transport; late endosome to vacuole transport
Cellular component (GO): ESCRT III complex; multivesicular body
Source: RefSeq, a predicted model, not a curated record